This is a messenger RNA of Dreissena polymorpha, 1177 nucleotides long. RefSeq lists its product as uncharacterized. The transcript is spliced from 4 exons. NCBI's taxonomy places the organism in Eukaryota, Metazoa, Mollusca, Bivalvia, Myida, Dreissenidae. The record is from RefSeq and is a predicted model, not a curated record. The coding region runs from base 146 to 907 and encodes 253 amino acids.
UUUUGCAUAUGUGUACAAAUAUAUGUUUGUAGUGUUUACAGGUCGUUGAUUAUAGUAGUUACAGAUGGAUGAGUGCAUAAACAUUCAGUGUUUCUUGAAAUCAUACUAAACCAUUGAUCAACCGUGGCAUUUAAGAGGAAAUUGUAUGAUUGGCAAGCCGCUCAUAAGAUUUUUUUCACAACUGUUUUGGCGCCGUUCAAGAAUGGACAGCUGGUGGUAUUUCGUGAUUGGUGCAGGAUUAGUUAUCAUGAUGACAUUCAGUUGCUGCGUCUGGUGCCACUGCCACGAGAGACAAAACGAGAUUCUCGUCCGUCGUCGUUCUUGCGUAAUGGUCUACCCAGAAACCUCUUGGGACACAGAUCGUAUCGUAGAUCAUGACUUUCUGGAUGGGGUGGAUAAUCCAGAAGGGUCGCCGUAUGAUAGAUCAUAUCCGGUCGGGACGGGGAAUCCGCCGGGACCGCUGCAUGACGAGUCCUAUCCCUACGGAAGGGAUAUUCCGGGUGGGUCACUUUACGACCCACAGCGGACACUUCAAAAUCACGCUACCGCGAUUUCAGAACGUGUCCAACAGCACCACGACGGGAGGGAAGACAUCUUUGACGGCGCAUGUUCUCACCCACCGUAUUACCCACCAGAAAAGCUUGAAGGCGCGACGUGCUCGCAGUAUUACCAACCGACCGAAAGUCAGCGGGGAUUGCGUCAAAGUCGUCGGGGUUCCCCAAGAUCGAACUUUCACCGACGUGGAUCAAGGGGUCAACGCAGGAAGCCGCAAGGUCAAUGUGACACUUCUGCCAAUUCAGGGUCGCAAAGUGACCGACCGCCACAGGGUCAGCAGGGACAACUUCCGGUUCCGGCGGGGCACUACGCGAUGACCAUAGAAGAGGACGUGCAACGCGAAAAGUACUAGCUCGGAAUUACACAAAGCGUGUUUGUUUUCCUUUCUUAAGAUUCAACCAUAUACUCUGUAAGUUUUCGACAUGGGGUACGCGAUGUUCUGUCCACUUGGUUAUGUAAUAUGUUGUACGAGCUCUUUCAUCGAAUUGCGAAAAGAUUCAUAUUAACGUUACUUUGUACGAACGCCAUAGACGAUACCACACGUUCGGUGAAUAAAAGGGAUGAUGCACAAUUGAUGUAAAACAACCUUUGUAUUUCAGAAAAUAAAUUAAUUCUAGACUUA